AUGACUGGACAUAAUAAUGAUAAUAGUAUCACACCAAUGUCUGUUGAAAUAGACAUGAAGCCAUUGGGCGGUGGAGAUGAGGGUGCCUCUGGAGAGCUCUCAAUAAAUUUACCAUCAUCCUCGUCGCCAGAUGGUGGAAAUGACAAUAAUAAUAAUGGAAGACCACUGUCAAGUAGUUUGGAGUUGCCACGCGAAACCACUGAGGUCAACAUCAGAUCAGUGACAACCACCACCAACUCGAAUGACUAUCGCAAGUCAUUCAGAACGCCACUGCGUCGCCAACUCUUUGACGCACCCACAGGAGAGGAAAUUGACAAGGCUCGCGCCAAGGAAGAGAACUACAGGAAGACCCUCGAGCGCAAGAAAGAGGGACAGAAGCCCAUCCAAGCCAUCCUCGAGGAGCUCAAGGCCAACUCCAAUGGUCUGACCAAUGCCGAAGUUGCAGAGAGGACCGCACAAUAUGGACCAAACCAGAUUCCAGAUGUCAAGAGAUACCCUAUUCUAGAGUUCUUGUCAUUCAUGUGGAAUCCAUUGUCAUGGACAAUGGAGAUUGCCGCUAUUGUAUCGAUUAUCUUGUUGGACUAUGCCGACUUUGCCCUGAUCUGUGGUCUGUUGUUGAUGAACGCCACAAUUGGUUACUUUGAGGAGCAUACUGCCGGUAACGCCGUCGAGGCAUUGAAGAACUCACUGGUGUCCAGCUCAAGAGUACUGCGAGAGGGCAAAUGGGAAGCGGUACCGAGCACGACGCUGGUACCUGGCGAUGUGAUCAUGCUCAAGAUAGGUGCUGUCAUCCCUGCCGACUGUCGUGUGAUGCAGUGCGAGGCCGUCAAGGUCGACCAGUCAUCACUGACAGGCGAGUCCCUACCCGUCAACAAGAACGUCGGCGAUGAGGUCUACUCCGGCUCAUCAAUGAAGCAAGGUGAAGCCACCUGUGUUGUCACCUCCACUGGAGUCAACACCUUCUUUGGUCGUGCUGCCAACCUCGUCCAGGAGACCGAGAGCCACGGACAUCUCCAGAUCGUCCUGCGAAACAUUGGUGUGUUCUGUAUCACCUUCAUCGUCGUUUGGGUCAUCAUCGAGCUGGUCGUCCAGUUUGUCGCACGCAAGGCACCCUGCAGCGGCAUCCGUGACUGUGAGACCAUCAGCAAUGCCCUGGUCCUGUUGGUGGGUGGCAUUCCAAUUGCCAUGCCUACUGUGCUCUCUGUGACAAUGGCCAUUGGUGCCACUCAGCUGUCCAAGAAACAGGCCAUCGUCUCUAGACUGACUGCCAUCGAGGAGUUGGCCGGCAUGGACAUCCUGUGCUCCGACAAGACCGGCACACUCACCCUCAACGUGCUCACAGUUGACACUCCAAUCUGCUUUGGCGGUGCCACAGUUGAGGAAGCAGUGUUUGCGGCCUACCUGGCGUGCUCUGAAGGAGAUGACCGCGACGCCAUCGAUGUGGCCACCACCAACUAUGCCCACGAGAACUUCCAAUCACUCAACUACGCCGAGCACAAGAUCAUCAAGCAUUACCCAUUCAACCCAGUCGACAAGAAGGCCAUGGGACUGGUCGAGGGUCCAGAGGGCAAGCAAUACAAGACGGCCAAGGGUGCCCCACAGAUCAUCCUGGACCAAUCAUACAACAAGGGCGAGCUGGGCGACGACAUUAACAAGGCCAUCGACGACUUGGCCGAGCGUGGAUACAGAUCACUGGGUGUGUCGCGUGCAGAUGAUGCGCCAGAGUUCAAGAACUGGAGAUUCAUUGCGUUAAUUCCCUUGUUUGAUCCACCCCGCCACGACACUGAGGACACCAUCAAGCGUGCCCUUGAGAUGGGUGUGCGUGUCAAGAUGAUCACUGGUGAUCAGUUGGCCAUCGCCAAGGAGACCGCACGUCGUCUAGGAAUGGGUGGCAACCUGUUCACCGUGCCAUCACUCAAGAACAAUGACCUGGGCAUGAAGGGAUCCGACCUGAUCGAGAUGGCCGAUGGUUUCGCCGAGAUGUGGCCAGAGCACAAGUACAAGGUCGUUCACUCGUUGCAGAAGCGCAAGCACGUCGUUGGUAUGACUGGCGAUGGUGUGAACGACGCACCCGCACUCAAGAAGGCCGACAUUGGUAUCGCUGUCGCUGGCGCCACCGAUGCUGCCCGCUCCGUAUCCGACAUUGUCCUGACCUCUGCCGGUCUGAGUGUGAUCAUUGACGCCAUCAUCUCAUCGCGUAAGAUCUUCCAGCGUAUGAGGAACUACGUCAUCUACUCUGUGUCGGCCACCGUGAGAAUCUGUCUGACCUUUGGCAUCCUUACCAUUGGCUGGGGCUUCCUCUUCCCCACGCUGGCAACUGUCAUCAUCGCCAUCUUAAACGACGGUACCAUGCUCACGAUCGCCAAGGAUCGUGUGAGACCCAGGAACACACCCGAUCGCUGGGACCUCAAGGAGAUCUUCAUCAUGGCGCUGUCCUACGGCGUGUACCUGAUGGUGUCCUCGAUCGUCUUCUUUGCCAUUCUCAACAACUCGACCUGGUUCCAAGACCACUUUGGCCUCGUCAAGCUCACUGCCGACGAGCUGCGUGGCAUCAUGUACCUGCAAGUGUCCAUCAGUGGUCUGGCGACGAUCUUUGUGUCGCGUUCACAGGGCUUCUGCUACUUUGAGCGUCCAGGCGCACUCAUGUCCAUCGCCUUUGUGCUGAGCCAGGUCGUGGCCACAUUCAUUGGCGUGUACGGCUUCAAUGGCUAUCCACACAAUGGCCAGACCGACUUUAGAGGCUGUGGCUGGGGCUAUGCACUUGCCACAUGGAUCUGGUGCAUCAUCUGGUUCAUCCCAAUGGACUUUAUCAAGCUGGCCAUCACCAGAAUACUUCGUGGUGAUGUCAAAUUCCACAACAAGGCCUACCAUCGCAACCUCGGAGGAUUCUUCAGGAAGGGCAAGAAACCAGUUGGUUCAGCCAAUCAGCUCUAA
This is a messenger RNA of Acytostelium subglobosum LB1, 2934 nucleotides long. RefSeq lists its product as hypothetical. Gene Ontology annotation, biological process: regulation of intracellular pH; proton export across plasma membrane. Gene Ontology annotation, cellular component: plasma membrane. Gene Ontology annotation, molecular function: P-type proton-exporting transporter activity; ATP binding; ATP hydrolysis activity. The transcript has 2 exons. The coding region runs from base 1 to 2934 and encodes 977 amino acids. Lineage: Eukaryota; Evosea; Eumycetozoa; Acytosteliales; Acytosteliaceae. The record is from RefSeq and is a predicted model, not a curated record.